GGAGGUAGCGAGGCAACAGCUGCCAGUGAAUGAUGCUUUGUCCUUCCAAACAGCACGUCCAACUCAUGCAUGGUCCUAUUCUUUCAUCUUCACUCUCACGUCGGUCAUCUUAGGAAUUCCUAGACAUUUGCAGGCCUGACACGUCCAGCUACCAGACAUUAACCCCGCGUACCCCGCAUUCACGCUCUGGACGAGCAGAAGAAGGAUUCACCGAGGUUGAGCUUGAUCAACUCCACGACGAUGACCAGCAUGAAUACCUAUCAUACCGGCAGCAACAGUCUGAGCCUCUUCUAGCAUCUUCAACUGGCUCUGCAUUUGGCGCCCCUGCCUACCGCAGCCGUGGUGACGAUGAAGGGUCAAAGAAACAAUGGUUCAAGCCGCUUCCAACUGUGAAGGGUGCACUGAAAAAUGGACCCCUACUGAUAGGAUCACUACUUGCCCUUUUACUUUUCGCGCUUGUGCUGCUCUCUGUAAAGCGUCCGGAUACGCUGGAUAGAGUGGUCGGCUAUAAUGCUCCCGUAGAAGAGGUUGUGGAGGCAGUGUCUCCUCCUGCUCCGUCGCCAUCUAUUGUGGAGACCGUACCGCCCCCAGGUCAUCUCAUAUCUUAUGAGAAUUACACCACGUUCCCACUCACUGGUACGCAAUACCGCGACGAGUGUGACAAGCUCAUGAGUGGAUUCAUGCACCACACUGGAACUUAUUGGUCCGCUCCCAAACAUGGCGUCAUGGAUGUUAUUCAUCAUGACGACGUUACGGACUAUCAACUUCCGGAGCACGAACCUACCAGAGUUUGCAGCAAGACCAUCACUUAUCAGCUCGAUGGUCAUGUCGGACUGCUGGCUGAUCUGUCUCUUAUGGCUCAGGUAGCUGGGUUGGCGCGAGAGCAAAAUCGGACGUUCUUCGUAGACGAUACGUACUGGAAUCGUGGAAAAUGGAUAGACCAUUUUCAGGAUGUUCGCGCACGGCAACCUGGUCCAGAAGACGGUUGUCGGGGACCUCCCCCAGAAGAAUUGGUCGCGUGUCCUCGUCAAGCAAGGCAUUGGGUCAUCAAUUCUAGGACGGCCAAAUUUCAUCUCGGCCACCCUUUCUUGGAAGAGUACCAAGAUCCGUAUGGUCAUGAGUUAAACAGGAUGAAACCGAUUCUUGAGCGAGCUCGGGAAUCUUUCCAGAAAACGAUCCGUCCAAAUGCCCACAACGCCGCAUUGAUUCGUGCUGCUCGGUUAGAGAUAGCUUCUGUUCUUUCGCUCCCAGAGCAUGAGCGUCCAUUAGACGAAGACCCAGUCAACGCAGACCCGGAGACCAUUCUGACGAGACACCACCCCGAUCCGUACCUCGCAGUCCAUAUUCGACAGGGGGACAAGAUGGCUUCCAAUUUCCCACAUCGCGGUUCACACAUCCCAAUAGAUGACUUUGUCUCUGCAGUACACGAGACUUGGUCAAGAUUAUUCGACAACAAGUUGACGUCAUCAGACUCGACGCAUUUCCCAUCCGCUCCUAUAGCAUACAUUGCUUCCGAUUCACCGACUGCAGUGGAUGAAAUCAUGAACGCCUUCCCAUCAUCAGCUGCAAUGUUCUCCUUGCAGACCAGUACGAACUCUGACUUACGUUCGCUGGCGCCGCAGCAUGAAUAUGUUCAAAAGGAGUUUAAUGAGGAGUCGGAAGAAGAGAGGAUCAGGCUUACGAGAGGUAUGAUCGUUGACUUUGCGCUACUCAGCGGCUUUUGGACUUGGGAAGGAGAGGUUGUACCAGGUGCUACUAUCUGCACAUUGACCUCGAGCAUAUGCAAGAGUAUUGCCAUUGGACUCGGCUUUGAUCGUGCUUUUGGUUUCGGUGACGGAGGAAACCAUUACAUGGGAGACGUUGAUGAUGAACACAAACGUUGGGUAGAGUUGGAUAAUAAGGGACGGGUUAGCCCGGAGUGGGCAGCUUUUGAUCUUUUCUAGAUUACGUAUAUAUUCGCUUUGCUGUCAUUUGCUUUCUCCUGCAUACGUUUUUGCGUUUUGGUCAUGGACAUGAUGUAUACUAUUACAAUACGAGGAUAGACUGAAGUUGUGGUCACAUGGGG
Somion occarium is the source of this 2065-nucleotide messenger RNA. Lineage: Eukaryota; Fungi; Basidiomycota; Agaricomycetes; Polyporales; Cerrenaceae. The record is from the annotation of a GenBank genome assembly.